This is a messenger RNA of Rhopalosiphum padi (bird cherry-oat aphid), 7925 nucleotides long. RefSeq names its product galactosylgalactosylxylosylprotein 3-beta-glucuronosyltransferase P-like. Gene Ontology annotation, cellular component: Golgi membrane. Gene Ontology annotation, molecular function: galactosylgalactosylxylosylprotein 3-beta-glucuronosyltransferase activity. The record is from RefSeq and is a predicted model, not a curated record. Lineage: Eukaryota; Metazoa; Arthropoda; Insecta; Hemiptera; Aphididae. Gene Ontology annotation, biological process: chondroitin sulfate proteoglycan biosynthetic process; carbohydrate metabolic process. The transcript has 6 exons. The coding region runs from base 772 to 1869 and encodes 365 amino acids.
CUACACCGCCGCCGCCGGUCGCAACACACGAUUUACGGGGCCAUACGCGCACGCACACCGGACGCAGCACGACGUGGUACGACCGCGAGACCACGACACCGCGCGACCGACGACGGUUUCGUUUCCGCGGAUUUUCGUCGGGUGGAAAAAAUUUCCAGUCGAACCGACGCACUCGUCGACCGCGACAAAAACACCCACCCCGGACAAUAUUUUUAUUAAUAUAAUAUUAUCACGUCGUUAUUAUUGUCAUAUACCUGUCACCACCGUCCUCGGACCGCGUUUUUCCUGGUGCUUUGAGGGCGCCUCCGCGGUACAUAUAAAUAUUUAUAUAUAUUUUAAUAAGUUCUUUACUCGGUUAUCGUUUUACCAUACGAUCGGUUCCGGCGGUCAGUCGCCGGGAAAAAAACCGGGCAAACCGCGACCCAUUAUAAUAAUAAAAUAUUUCGAAAAAAUAUCGAUUUCCCUAACAAACUCGCAACGGUCUUCGCCUUUAAUCGCCGUCGACACGUUAUCGCCGAGUGGUGCAGGUGGUGGUCGUCGUUUGAAAAUAUACAUAUUAUUAUUAUUAAUGUUUAUGUAAUAAAUAUUCUCCGAGAUAUUGUACGAUAAACGUAAGCGUAUUUCGUCGCAAAGCCGACUUCGACUCUGUCCAAGGCGAUAAUAUUCACACUGCCGAUGCUUAAACGAUUCGUACGAAACGAGAUGUCCGUCGUGAUUUUGUGCAGAGCGCGGACCCGAUGGCUCACGAAUUGAUGGCAACCGACGGCCGCGAUGCUGCCCGUAUCCAUACAGAUGCGCAUCCUGUGGACGUUCGCGAUGGGCACCGUGUUCGUGGUGCUGUUGCAGUACCAGACGUCCGGCGCCUGGUCCCCGCAACAGGGCCAACCCGCGGCCCGGCCCGACCCGGUGGCCGAGAGCCUGGUGUCGUUGGCCCUGUCCAAAGUCGUGGUGGACGAGGACGCGGGCGUCUCCCGGGACUUGCUGAUGGGUAUCUCCCGGCAGAUCGCCAGGUACGUGGUGUACAGCGCCAGUUGCAGCGGCGGCGGCGGCUUCGUCGGUAACGGCUUCGGCGGAGGUGGCUACGGCGUCGGCGGCGGCGGCUUCGGGGCGGCCACCGUCGAACCGAACACCAUUUUCGUCAUCACGCCCACGUACCGGCGGCCCGAGCAGGUGGCCGACCUCACCAGGCUGGCCCAAACGCUCAUGCUGGUCAGGGACAUACACUGGCUGGUCGUCGAGGACUCCAACACCAAAUCGCCGCACCUCGCGGUCCUGCUGCAGUCGUUCGGCGUCAGAUACAACCAUUUGAUCGCACCGAUGCCGGAAAGAUUUAAAAAAAUCCGUGGUGCCAAACCCAAAGGUGUGGCCAAUCGGAAUCGAGGUCUAAAAUGGAUACGACAGAACGCCGUCGAAGGCGUAGUGUAUUUCGCCGACGAUGAUAACACUUAUGACGUCAGAUUGUUCAAUGAGAUGCGUUAUACGCAAAAAGUAUCCAUGUGGCCCGUAGGAUUGUGCACAAGGACUGGCCUAAGUACACCAAUUGUGAAGAAUGGCCAGUUAAUUGGGUUUUACGAUGGUUGGAUCGCAGGCAGGAAGUUUCCAGUCGAUAUGGCUGGGUUUGCGGUUAGCGUCAAAUUCCUACUAGAAAGGCCUGAUGCUCAAAUGCCCUAUAAACCAGGAUUCGAAGAAGAUGGGUUUUUGAGAACCUUAGCUCCCUUUGAACCUCAUCAAAUUGAAUUAAAAGCAGAUAAUUGCACCAAAAUACUAGUGUGGCACACACAAACGAAGAAGAAUGAACCAUCGCUGAAAGUGGACAAGGAAAAAUACAAAAACACAAACAUUCUUCGCUUAAAGGACAUCAUAGUCUGACACAUUAAAAGCCAUCGUAGUCGAAGGAUUUUGGUUGAAAACUGUUUUUUUUUAUAUACCUAUGCCAUGUCGUAUACACAUACGAUUUGUUUUAGCCGUGAUCUGAGAUUUGCUCAAUCACGGUUUUUGAUUAGUAUAGUUUUCCCGGGCAUUAUGAUUUCGUCUUUCCUUUGUCUUUUUAUUUAUUUGCGCCCUCAAUUUUUGUAGAUACAUUUCGUAACUUAAAUUAUCUAUUGUUUAUAAGUUAUAUGUACAUUAUUAUUAUUAUUAUAAAAUGCUAUUUUUUUAUUUUGUUAACCGAUUUGUUUUCUCAAAAUACUAGUCAGUCAUGUUCCCUGUCAUAGCUGGAAAGGUAGGAGUGAGGGACACUCGGUCUUACGUUUAUUAAUCAGUACUUUUAUUAUUAUUAUUAUUUUGUAGUUUUCGAUAAAGCUGAUGUACCGAACUCGCACAUUAUUUGGAACGCUAAAAAAAUAUGAAAAGUAUGACAUUCGGCUGAUUGUUAUUUUUCUAAGCCUAGGUAUAUAAUCCAACAAACCUAAAGGAAAAAUGAACUUUAUUUUAUGUAACUAUUUAUAUUGAGUUUAGUAUUUUUAGUCGCAAGAUUAUUUUUAUAAAACAAGAAUAGGUAUUAUUACUAAGUUGUGGUAACCGAUCGGUAGGAUCCGAUCUUAAUUACCAAAUGGCAGAAACACGUAGGUAACCGAUAUGUACCUGCACUGUAACUUCUGAAUAUCUUUUUUGUGAUGUACGUAGUAUUGUAAUGUAUUUUCGACUACGUGCCGCAUAGACGAAUGCCAAACGUGCGGUAUAAACCGAGAUAAAAACACACGCGUGAGUAUAGAUAGUGACCGGGCACGGAUUAAGAGAGAUCUGGAAGUGACAAUUCGCGUAUUAGCAUAAUACGUGUUGUAUAAUAUAUUACACACAAUUUUCCUCGUACACUCUUCAUUUCAAAAGUACCUUCACAUAUUGUUAAAUUUAUCUUCUAUUUUUUGGGGGGUAUAACACGUGUUUGUUAUUAAUUUGCAUAAAAAAAUUAGUGUUCUUCGAAAAAAUGUUCAAGUAAUAUGUUUCCCAAGAACCGUCCCUGAAUAUAACGACUGCGACGAGUCCUGUUAGUACUAAGCUUGUGUAAUCUAUUAUUGCAUAUACCUUACUAUAGUCGUCGAACGUUUUAUUUUCUUGAUUGUACAUUUGUCUCUGUGUGGUUUGGGAAAUUUAGUAUUAUGCGUUUGGGCAAUUUUAAAAUUUGUAUAACAAUAAUUUUUGAUGCGAGUAAUUAAUGAAUUGUUCUUCUAUAACCUACAUUUUCUAUCGAUACGCCGAAAUAAAAAGAUCCGUUUUUAAACGGUUAGAUUCAAUAAAAACAAAGUUUUCAAUCGAAAAACAUUAUGUUUAUUUAUUUUUGUUAUAUAAAUGUAGUCAGUUUUAAGAUCAACGUUUAUAUCCGAUCACUAUACAUGUGUGACUGAAUUUUUUUAUAAUUCACUGAUAAAAUUUAUUAUAACAUAAUGACAUUUGAUAAAUCUAUAAAAUAUAAAUAUUAGUCAAUAUUUCUGGUCACGAAAUAAAAUUGAUAAUACAAUUUUAUCAUAGUUGCUCAAGUGCAUAGGAUAAACAACCAAAUACUUAAAGUUCCCAAUACUGUAUAAGACCGCUGCCGGGACUUCGUAGGUACCUACGUGGUUCUAUAUAAUUACGAACGUUAUCGUGUUCCGAGUAAAAUAUUAUAGUACAUAAUAAUAAUGACCAUUCUUGACGACUAAAGUGUUUUUUCUGCACCAUUAGAACACCGUCAUAAGUCUCAACUACCAAGAACUUUUGUCCGACACCGAUAACACACCAGUUAACUGUUCAGAAGGUAUUAACAGUUAACCAUAAAAUGUGUAUUUUUUACUAAUUUUUUUCAUGAAAAAUUGAUAAACAAAUUUUUUUCACUUUUUUUUGUCUACACAUUAUUUUUAUUACAACAAUAUGCAGCCAAAUAAAUUUAACGAAAAUAAAAAUUCGAUAUUGUUGACUGCCGUGUUGUAGUCUUCUGCGUGUCCCAUAACAAUACGUAAUAUUAUUUGUACGAUUGCGUUUUGAAAAGUCCUUUAACUAUUUUACCGAUGUCAACUUAAAGUACCAUACCUUAAAAGAACACGUUUCGUAGAAAUCAAAUUUCUGUUAACGUUUACGGCUGCCUUUAUAAUCGCUUUAUGUAUACUUUGACAAUGCAAAAUAUUUCUUUAAUUUUAAAGGGGCGGAAAGAUUAAGGAUAAAGGAAAUUCGUCAAAUGGGAGUUGAAAAAAAUUACGCCAACGCGAUCGCACCAGCGGCUAACAUUAUUAUAUAACAUUAUUUUCGUAAGGCAAACGCUCGAGACGUACCUACUUAUAACUAAUCAACUCAACCCCGAGUAUAGUAGCGGUAUCAUAAAAACUUACAUAAAAUAUAAAAAAUAGGAGUACACUUACAGCAACGUUUAAAAAAUGACAAUCGCGUUUAUUGAAUUUUGUUUAAAACACGACCGUACAUAGGUACUUUUUUUUACGAUUUCAUUAAAAAUUACGAGAACAAUACAAACAUAUUGUUUUCAUUUGCCGAGGUUGUAAAACAGGGUAUGCGUAAUUAUCGCUGCAAGCGGGCUAUCGAGCAUUCGUCGUUUAAUACAUGCGCCUGGACUGAGAUUGUAGUGGACAAUACGCGACAGACAGACAACGUACGAUAGGUAGGUAAUAGGAAAACGUUUACCGACCAGCGAUUUUAAUUUGGCAAAUACACUCGCGGUGGGGACGGUUGUAAAAAGGGCUGCUAAUGGAAUAAGAACACCGCGUGCACUACUUGACUGCCGAUUUUUCACACAUUCGGUAAAAAGGUGCACUACACCCUACUUAAAGACAAGAAAGGGCAUAAUUGAUGAUUUCAUGUACAGAUUAAAUCGACGGACUAUUGGAUUUUAUGUAUAAUGUUUUAUAUAUGGUAGAUUAAAUUGGCCUAAACGCCUCUGUGUAAUAUAAUACUAUGUAUUUUAUAUUACACGAUUCCUGAUUAUGUAGUGAUUUUUGUCCUAAUUAUUAUAGUUUGGAAGUUAAUCAAAAUAUUUGUAAUCUAUCAAUUAUUAUUCAAAUUAAGUUUUAAAAUGUAAUAAUUUAUAUAAUACGCAACAAAGAUAUUACUCUGGAAAUUGUUGUAGAAAAUAUUUAUCAAGUUUUCGGUACGUAACUUUGGGUACCUACUUUAUGUACUUAUGAAAAAUACUUAGUAAAAAAUAUAUAUAGGUAUUGACUUUAAAGAAAUUAGUUGCAACUUGAAUAGGUGGUUAUGACUGUAUACGAUAGUCGAAAAUAUUUAGAUAAUAUGUAUCUUAAACGAAUAGUAUAAUUACUAUUUUUAAAUGAUCGUCGGCUUAUCUACUUAUGUUUUACCUAAUUUGUAUUAAAUAGUUCACAUUAAUUACAACUGAAAUCAAAUCAUUUAUAUUAGUCAAUGCAGUACCAGCUACUAUAGGUAGCUAAUUUUUAGAUAAUCUCGGGCGACCAAAUAUUAAUUAUUGGUAUAAUAUUAUAAUAUUAUAUUAUAUGAAAACUACUCAUUUAUAUUAUAAUGGAUUAUAAUUAGAGUAACUUUUAACACUUGUACAAUUAAUCAUAUUUCCGUGCUUCGAAGUUUUUAUUUUUUAAUUUAUACUUAUGUAUGUGAUUAUUUAUUUAUUUAUUAAUUUUAAUUCCAAUGUUUUAUUUUUAAAUCAUCAUUUUCAAACAUAUCCAACAUUUUUUGACCAUAUCAUCAAAUUUUAAAACCUAUAAAUAAUGAUUAAAGUGUAUUUUAUUUUAUUUUAUUAUUAUUACUAGGUAUAUAAUAUUUUUUUUCCUAAACAUUGUUGUUUUAGUUAAUUGUUUUUUUUUUUUUAAUAAUAUGUUAAGAAUAUUUUACAUUGUACAAUUCAAAAUACAACAUUAUUUUGAUAUUAUAUAUAUUUUACUGACUCAAUGACAUUUAGAAAAAAUAAUAUAAUAUCAUAUAUAGUUAUUAUUGUAAUAUAUUAUAUAAUGUGUAGAUAAUAUCAUUUUUUCAUACAUUUCACAGUAGUUUUCAAAAAUGUAAGAAUGUAAGAUUAAUGAUUAAUGUGAUAUUGGCACUCUAAAUAAUAUCUUUUGUUGUAUUUGCAAUGAAUUCUUGGAAUAUUAUAUUAUCGUUUAUAAAGCACAAAUAAUAAGCAAACAGGGUGCCAUAAAAUAAACUUGAUAAAAGUUUUGCAUGUGAUGAUCGUAGAUGUUGUCAAUCGUCUUCGUCACACAACAUAUUUUUUUACACCUUUUUAUCAUUAUAUUAUACUAAAAUAAUCUAACUUGUAUUACUAUUAUUUAAAAAAAAUUAUACGAUUCAAGUAUUAGUACAACAAUAAUCCAAAUUCAACUAAUUGGUUUCUCUUGGCAAGAAUUGAUUUAUUAAUCUCUAUAGUGUAGUUACCUAUUUUAUUUUUAAUAUAAUAUUGUUUAUCCAUCAUCAUAGAAAUAAUUAAAAAUAUCGAUUUAAUGAUUAGGUUAACAAAACAAUAUUAAGUAUAUUUUAAGUUUAAAUAUUUAAUUUUUAAACUCAUCAAUAGAAUCAUACUUUAAGCUACCUAUAGUCAUUGAAUUAUAUCACAUACUAGUGUACUCGUACUUCAGCUACACUUACAUUUACCUAUAUUUAGACUUAUCAUUAACACCGAAAACUGUAGAAUAACUUAUGACGUACCCAACAAUAUUGAUGAUAAAUAAAUUAUGAAUUUUAUACCUAUAAUAAUUAUUAAAAAAUUAUAGGUACUAUACAAUAUACAUAAUACUCAUUUAUAAAAUAAUAUUUUGAUUUUUAAAUUGACUUGCUUUAUUUAGCAUAUAUCAAAAAUCAAAUACAAUGCAUUUAAAUUAAAUUUAUUAUUAUUAUUAUUAUUGAAAUCAAAAUUAUUUUCUUUAUAUCCUUCGUAAAUAUUUCUCCCUUUACAUCACACCAAAAUUUGUAAUUUUCAUUUACCACGUAUACAUGUGUAACUUAACAAAAACAUGUAGCUACAUCAUCGAUUUUUUCAACUAAUUUAUAGUUGUAAAAAGAUUUUAGAGCAAAAAUAAAAUUAAACAACGUUUUUAACAGUGCUUAAUUGAUUUGAGAAUUUCCAUUAAAAAAUCUUACAUGUGUAUAAGUUAAUAAGUUAUUGUUUGUGAUGUUGGAAAAUUUGAAUAUCCAGCGUAUUACCUUAUUAAUCAGAAUAAAAAUAUAAACAAUUAAAUUCACACGGAAAUAAUGUUUUUUUUCAUUUUGACUAUGCAUAAUAUUUUUCUGUAUUUUAACACUAAAAUAAUUUUACAAAUCGAUAUAAUAAUUCGGCGUAAAUUUGUUUUAACGUCAUUUAUUAUGCGAAUAAUGAAAAUGAAAAACCUUUAAUCGUCGUCUUCUUAAAUCAAUUCCAAUCGAUAUAGAUAUGGAAAUCGAUUGCUCAUUCAAAAUAAAAAAAAGCACUGAACUAUAAUUUUACUUGCUUGAACUUAUCUUUUGACGAUAACAAUGAUUGUGCUUGUUAUUUAUUAUUUAAUACGUAAUUGAGAUCUGUAAUUUAAAAUAAAUCAUUUAAUCCACGUAUCUACUCGUUCAAGAGACGAGUUUAAUUACAAAUCAAUAUUUUCAUUUAUACGAUCACAAUAUACGUAAAUCAUUAAACUAUUUAUCAACUAUUAAUUAUAUUGUUGUACCAUGAACCGUUUGUUAAUUUAUUUAAGUAUACUGUAUAGUUGGUUUGUAUGAUCGAUAUAAUAUAUUGUACAAAACUACGCGUAAUAUACCUAUAUAAUAAUGAAUAAAGAUACUGUGUAGGUAUAUAUUAUUAUAUUAUAUACAUAUUUAUAAACAAUGACAAUUUUUUGUAAUUAUUUUUUCUUGCAUAAACAUUUGUAUGGUUUCACUUAUAUACUUACUGAAAUGGCGUACCUAUAUUGUCUUUGACUAGGUCCAAACAUAUUAUAAGAAUGAUUUUGUAAUGAACAAUAAUUUUUAAAUGAAAAAAAAACUCAAUAAACUUCCGCUUGAUAUAA